This is a messenger RNA of Acanthaster planci (crown-of-thorns starfish), 1681 nucleotides long. It is a transcript of the gene dynlt1, whose product is annotated as dynein light chain Tctex-type 1. Lineage: Eukaryota; Metazoa; Echinodermata; Asteroidea; Valvatida; Acanthasteridae. Gene Ontology annotation, biological process: microtubule-based movement. Gene Ontology annotation, molecular function: dynein intermediate chain binding. The record is from RefSeq and is a predicted model, not a curated record. Gene Ontology annotation, cellular component: cytoplasmic dynein complex; cytoplasm.
CCUUUAAAAAAAUUCCCACAAUGCAUUGCUUGUUGCCAACGACCGAGACGUGAAACACGGGGAAUUUCGACAUUGUGUUGAAAAAACGUGCGUUUUGACAGGUAUUUUUUCAAAUAAGUUGACAGGAUGGAAGAGUAUCAGACACCUGAAGAGACUUCGUUUGUGGUGGAUGAAGUCAGCAACAUCAUCAAGGAAGCAGUGGAAGGAACAAUAGGCGGCAACGCCUACCAACACAACAAGAUCAACCAAUGGACGUCCAAUGUAGUGGAACAGUGUCUGAACCAGCUGACCAAGUUGGGCAAACCCUUCAAAUACAUUGUGACUUGCGUCAUCAUGCAGAAGAACGGUGCCGGUCUGCACACGGCAAGCUCCUGCUACUGGGACAACAUGACUGACGGGAGCUGCACCGUCAGAUGGGAGAAUAAAACCAUGUAUUGUAUCGUCAGCGUCUUCGGUCUCAGCAUCUGAUCGCAUUCCUCCUCAGAAACCUUGUAAAUAGUAGUGCGGGUUUGGAGUUUAGGGUCAGGGGUCAUGCAUGGGGUCGGCGACUAAGUACUAAGUACUUCCCCUAUCUAUUAUAAUGCAUGCUUGUAGUAUGAAUUUAAUGUUUUAAAUGGAGGGUUUUUUAUGGUUGUUCGCACUCCGCUGUGGGAUUUACUGCUAUAGAAGUUACAUGGUCAGGAGGUUCAUGGGGUAAUGAACUCAUACCAUCAUGUCUCCAAAUGUCAUGGGAGUCAUAUUGUGUAAAGUACUAAGUAUUUAAGAUUCCCAAAACUACUGGCACAGAGUUUCAGUGUUGAGGGUUAAAAGAAGUAUGAACUUAAUGCUUGAAGGACUUCCAGUUAGCCCGAAAUUCUCUCAGUGUUUGUGGCUUUGCUCACAUUUAUGCAAAUCUGCAUUGAUAAUAAACACUUUUUUGCUGAAACGAUUUACAUCUAUCGUCCCAGAGUUAAACCAAAAUAUUCACAAUCUUUGAUCAGUUCCCUUUUCAACUUUUUAGUCAUAAGUUUUUGUUAUAUUGCAAUACUGCCCCCGUUGAAGUUUCCGUCCUCUGCAAUAAGGUUUCUUGUAGAACUAAAGUUCCAACAUGAAAGUUUCCAUUUAUUUUCAACACACUCAUUUUUCUGGCUGUUAAAACUUUGUCAUUUUGUCAUUCCAUGGUGUUAGCCAUGUGCGAAAUAGGUUUUGUACAUUUUUGUUAAUUUGCACUGGGUGAUAAAUUCUGUACAGUAUUUGAAUUCUGAACUGUGUUAUGAAAAAAAAGUCAUGUAUUUAUGUUCAUGAGUUAAAUAAUUUCGUAAUGCGAAAAGAGAUGCAUCGGCGAAAUCAUAGAGGCAGAAAUAGCUUUUAAAUGUACAUUUCUGAUGGUGGUUUUAUCUUACAGCAGAAUAGAAAUCCUACCUAUUGUGGAUGGUUCCAGUAAGCACAUAAAGUGAUUCACAGGCAUGUUCAUUUGUCAUGUUCACAUUGACUUUGAAACAUGGUCACUAACAACCUCUAUAACCUGGCAAGUUUCCCUCUAGCAAAGUGUAGUUUAUUGCACUAAGGAAUUGUAUCUGACCUUGUUUUCUGUAGAUCUUUUAAAUUUGAGUUGAUUUUGUUUGCUCAUUUUAUUUAUAUUCAUUUGAAUAAGAAAAAUUAAACCAAAAGUGAAAAUCUGUACUUCGGGAUGUCUUAAGAU